AUAUAAGAAAGCCUCAAUUUAUCCUCACUCGUGAAACAAGACAAGAUGUUGUUCCCAAAUCAACCUAAGAAAAAAAUUUCCAGCCAUUGGUUUCUUUUCAAUCACCACACUUUUUUUCCAAGUCUAAAGAGCAGCCUAUCUUCAAAGUAUUAAAUGCUCAAAUAGCAAUGAAAAUUCAACGAAUCUCGCAGCAGCAGCAGCAAUGGUUUCCACAAGAUUCCUCUGUUCCCUUUGCUUCAGUUUCAUCUUCUUCUUCUUCAUACCCAUUUCCCACCCCCGCUUGGCAAUCGCUCAGCCAGAUUUUCAAUUUCAUUACUGCUUAAAUGAUGGCAACUACACCACUAACAGUACCUACAAAUCCAACCUCGACCAUCUCCUCUCCACCUUCACCACCAGCCACCAAAUUGACUUCGGCUUCUACAACUUCUCUUACGGCCACCUCCACAAAGCCAAUGCCAUAGGCCUCUGCAGAGGAGACAUAAUGCCAGACGCCUGCCGCAGAUGCCUCAACGACUCCAUAACCCUUCUCACAAGGCUCUGCCCCAACCAGAUUGAGGCCAUUGGAUGGUACGACGACUGUAUGCUCCGCUACUCCGACCGCUCCUUGUUCGGCUUCAUGGAGCCUUCCCCUGCUUUCUACGCCUGGAAUGCCAACAACGCUUCGGACCCCGACCGGUUCACUCAGGUGGCCGCAAUUUUGCUUCAACAACUCACCCCCACGGCUGCCUCGGGUGAUUCUCGCCGAAAGUUCGCCACCGGAAGCACCGCGGUUGCCAAUUUCCCAGUCAUUUACGGGGCUGUGCAGUGCACCCCUGAUUUGUCUGACCAAGAUUGCAGCAACUGCUUGCUUGGUGCUGUUUCACAAAUUGGACUGUGUUGUGGCGGGAGGGAAGGGGGCAGAAUUGGCAGACCCAGUUGUAAUUUUAGAUUUGAGAGGUACAAAUUCUUUCAGGAAGCACCGCCGUCGCUGCCAACGCUGCCUCCUUAUCUGUCUAAUACGCCUGCAAAAGGAAACGCAUCUCGAACAGUCGUCAUCAUAAUUGUGCCUGUUAUUGUGGUUGCUGUUGCAGCUGCUGUAGUGCUAAUAAUCAGCAUCCGCGCCUUCCUAAGGACAAGAAAGUUAAGAAACUAUGCAGCAAAAAAUCUGCCUGGAGACGGAAGUACAAAUGUAGAGUCUUUGCAGUUCGAUUUUGACACCAUUAGAAUCGCAACGGAUGGGUUCUCUGAUGCAAAUCAACUUGGGAAAGGUGGCUUUGGAGCUGUUUAUAAGGGUCGGCUUCCUGAUGGACAAGAUAUAGCUGUGAAACGACUGUUUGAAGGAUCCACUCAAGGAGAUGAUGAAUUUAAGAAUGAAAUCUUGUUGGUGGCUAAGCUUCAGCAUCGGAAUUUAGUUCAACUCUUGGGUUUCUGCUUCAAGAAGAAUGAAAAGCUUCUCAUAUAUGAGCUUGUUGAGAACUCGAGUCUUGAGAAAUUCCUAUUUGAUCCUAUGAAGCGUGAGAGUUUAGAUUGGAAAACUCGGUACAAUAUCAUCAAAGGGAUUGCUCGAGGACUUGUUUACCUUCACGAAGAUUCUCAACUUAAAAUUAUUCAUCGAGACCUCAAAGCUAGUAAUAUUUUGUUAGAUGCAGAGAUGAAUGCUAAAAUUUCUGAUUUUGGUACAGCAAAAUUGUUUGUAUACAACCAAACACAAGGAGAUACAAGAAGAAUCAUUGGAACUUAUGGAUACAUGGCUCCAGAGUAUGUAUUGAAAGGUCAUUUCUCAACCAAGUCAGAUGUCUUUAGUUUUGGUGUUCUAAUUUUGGAGAUUGUGACUGGACAAAAAAAUAGUCGAGCUCAAACUGACAAUGAGAUUGUAGAAGGCCUUGUAAGCUAUGCAUGGAGAAAUUGGCAAAAGGGAACUGCUCUAGAUAUUAUAGAUCCUUGUUUAAAAAAUGGUUCAAUAAUAGAAAUGGCCACAUGCUUUCAUAUUGGACUGCUAUGCGUUCAAGAAAAUUUAGAAGAGAGGCCAACAAUGACUAGUGUAUUUCUUAUGCUUAACAGCGGCUCCAUCACACUUCCAAGGCCUUCUCAACCUGCUUUCUUCAUCAAUAGUACUUACUCUCAAAAGUCUGGGCAAUUCGAGCACAACUCAACUCAAAAUUCCAAUGACAUGUCAAUUACUGAACUUUAUCCUCGUUAGUUUUAAUUUAUAUAUGCAGACUUGGAAUUGAUGUAAAAA
Momordica charantia (bitter melon) is the source of this 2218-nucleotide messenger RNA. Its product is annotated as cysteine-rich receptor-like protein kinase 29. Gene Ontology annotation, cellular component: plasma membrane. Gene Ontology annotation, biological process: protein phosphorylation. NCBI's taxonomy places the organism in Eukaryota, Viridiplantae, Streptophyta, Magnoliopsida, Cucurbitales, Cucurbitaceae. Gene Ontology annotation, molecular function: ATP binding; protein serine/threonine kinase activity. The record is from RefSeq and is a predicted model, not a curated record.